AUGGCGAAAGGCGACUUUUACGCUGUUGCGGCAGGACGAUCUACGGGCAUUUUUACAACAUGGGCUGCGUGUGAAGCGCAAGUAAAAGGCUUUACUGGCAGUAAAUACAAAAAGUUUAAAACUCACGACGAAGCACAAGCGUUUGUAUGUGAGAAGAAGAAGACAAAGAAGACGGAAAAGUCUACCAGUCUACAAGGUUUUGCUGGAGCACAAGCUACUGCUGAUCAGGACGGUCCAUUAACCGUUACUACUACUUCAUUUACAUUAACAGAAAAUCCGUCGUAUGCAGUGGCAAAAAAGAGGAAGACAAGAGAUUGGCAAACGUCGGAAGAGACGACGAACCACGUGAAACAUUUAUCCAGUGUUAGUUGUGAGAAAGUAUCGUCGAGAGAGCAGGUUGGGACGCUUUAUGCGACUGCUGCUACAGGUCAGGAUGAUUACCUGAAUCCAAAGGAUCCGACUACUUUGGUGGCCUUUUGUGAUGGAAGUGCCCUGAAGAAUGGACGGCAAAAAUGUCGUGCGGGUUAUGCCUGUAUUUUCCCACACUGUGAGGAAUGGAAUGUGGCCAAGCAGCUGGUGGAAGCGUGUGCUACAAACAACCGAGCGGAGUUUAUGGCUGCUCUGGAAGCUAUGCAGCGUGCGAACGCGGAGGACCCGGACAAGUCUCGACUGCUUUACAUUUUCUCAGACAGUAUGUUGUUGAUUCGAUCGAUGACGGAAUGGGUUGGUAUCUGGCAAAAGAACAAUUGGACCAAGUCAGAUGGCAAGCCUGUCCAGAAUCGUGAUCUGCUGGAGCUGCUGAUAGCGGAAAAAGGCAGUCGCUGCAUUUGCUGGAAACAUGUAAAAGCUCACACUGGUAAGAAUGACUGGAAGUCGAAGUGGAACGACGUAGCUGACAAAGCGGCGCGAAAUGCCGCAUCUAGCGUUGAUGAAGUCUAG
This is a messenger RNA of Peronospora belbahrii, 939 nucleotides long. Lineage: Eukaryota; Oomycota; Peronosporomycetes; Peronosporales; Peronosporaceae. The record is from the annotation of a GenBank genome assembly.